UCACGGUCUGUUUGACGUCAGUGUGGAGUUGGGGCUGAGCCUGGCGCACUCUCUGUCUCUCCUUCCAUUGUGAGCAGAUCAACGAUGCGAUCGGGCUGAAUCUUUGCUGUUGCUGCCGCCGCCGCCCAGUCCAACAGCCGGCCAGAGUCCCCCUUGUCCCUCCCCUCUCUCUCACUCCCCUCCCUGGUGAGACCUGCAACAGCAACCAUCAAAUCCUCCCCUUUAGCCCUUCCACAAUCUCAUACUCUCUCUCUCUCUCUCUUCCCUUCCUUCUGUCCAUCCAUACGCUAAAGGUAAAGAAGCCAGCCCCGGUCCUCCCCUCCACCUCCACACCCACUUCAUCCCCUGGAUUUGGAUGUGCGAUUAAAAUCCCCGGCGUCUCCAAACGAGGAUUCAUUCCCAGAGAGGGAGAGAGAGAGAGUGAGCGAGUUGAGUUGAGAAGGCCAGAGAGAGCUUGUGCUACUUUCCAGCAGCAACCAUGGGAUGUACAAUGAGCGCCGAGGAGAGGGCAGCUAUGGAGCGGAGCAAAGCCAUCGAGAAAACCAUCAAGGAGGAUGGCAUUAGCGCCGCCAAGGAUGUGAAGCUGCUGCUUCUCGGGGCGGGAGAAUCGGGGAAAAGCACCAUCGUAAAGCAGAUGAAGAUUAUUCAUGAAGAUGGAUUUUCUGGUGACGAUGUGAAGCAGUACAAGCCUGUGGUGUACAGCAACACCAUUCAGUCCCUGGCUGCCAUUGUCCGUGCUAUGGAUACCUUGGGCAUUGAGUACGGUGACAAGGAGCGAAAGGCUGAUGCUAAAAUGGUGUGUGACGUAGUGAGUCGAAUGGAGGAUACGGAGCCAUUCUCUCCGGAGCUGCUGUCUGCCAUGAAGCGACUUUGGACAGAUUCUGGGAUGGUGGAAUGCUUCAGCCGUUCCCGUGAAUACCAGCUUAAUGACUCUGCACAAUAUUACCUAGACAGCUUAGAUCGAAUUGGAAGUAAUGACUAUCAGCCAACAGAGCAGGAUAUCCUCCGAACCAGAGUGAAGACCACUGGUAUCGUAGAAACUCACUUUACAUUCAAAAACCUCCACUUCAGGCUGUUUGAUGUGGGAGGUCAGAGGUCAGAGAGAAAGAAAUGGAUCCAUUGCUUCGAAGAUGUGACGGCAAUUAUUUUCUGUGUGGCACUGAGUGGCUAUGACCAGGUGCUCCAUGAGGAUGAGACCACGAAUCGCAUGCAUGAGUCGAUGAAGUUAUUCGACAGUAUCUGUAACAACAAAUGGUUUACAAAUACUUCCGUCAUCCUCUUUCUCAACAAGAAGGACAUAUUUGAGGAAAAAAUUAAGAAAUCUCCACUAACAAUCUGCUUUCCUGAGUACACAGGCCCCAGCAUGUUUGCUGAAGCUGUUUCUUACAUUCAGUCCCAGUACGAGAGCAAGAACAAGUCAGCAAGCAAGGAGAUCUACACACACAUUACCUGUGCCACUGAUACCAAUAACAUUCAGUUUGUUUUUGAUGCAGUAACUGAUGUGAUUAUUGCAAACAACCUGCGAGGGUGUGGACUGUACUAGAGUCCGUCAGGCACUGUACAGGUGGCAUUUUUGGAGACAUUUCUGCCACUGAUUUUACAUCACACAUAAACAAAACAGCCAAUUUUGUAGCUACUGCUGUUCAAGCACUGAGCAGAAUUGGACAGAUUUUGUAUUCCCUUGAAUAUACACGUGAGUCAGGCAGGCAUAUACACACCCACCCCAAUAUGCACCAUGUCCUUGGAGACGCAGUUAUAAUGCCACUUUUGCAUUAAUGAUUUUGUAAGCGAGUGUGUAAGUGGCAGUAUAACUCUGGAGUUACUGUCCAGGAAACCAGGAAAUGCGAGGCCCAUGCCUGGAGGUUGUCUCCUGGUGGUUGAAGUUUGCACCAAGUUCAGUAUAAUUCCAAUCCAAUGGUACUGCACUGUUAACUCAUACGCAGCUAUUCACAUUGUCAGUCAUUCAUGCGUACACAUCUAGCCUAACACUCAGGAAACGCAUACACACUGUAAGUGUUCUUUGCAGUCAGUACUGGAUAUCCUCAUCUUCUCAUUCUCUCCCCUCUGUAAUUAAUUCCUGAUGUUUUCAGUUUGACUAAAGUUAUUUUCAGAUUCACAUUGCCUGACAAGUUUCUGUUUUUUUGAAAGAAAUUUUAUAUUUCAGAAUCCAGAGCCUGUCAUAUUCAGUUGCGCUUCAAUUUGAUGGAGAAGUUGUUGUCUUUUAAGUUUCUCUAGGGAUGUUUGGUAAAAUUAGAGAGGAGAUUUGGUAAGAGAUUUAGCAAGGAGGUUCAGCCAUGUGCUGGCAUCACAGAACCUGGGACUGUGUUGUAUAUCAGUGACUGGACCUGUGUUUCCCAGUCAGUGUGGUCUGGUCUGUGUGCAACCCUACCUCAUGUUGCCCAGUCCAUGUGAGAUCCUCGUGUUGCCAGAAUGCAGAAUGAGAUAGUACCUGGUAUUUGUGGGCAGAGCCAGUCUCUACUGAGACUGUAGAUAUAUGUUGGAACUUGAUAUCUAUUGAUGUUUGCUAUACCUAACACAGUUGAUCAGUCAUGUUGAGGUCCAUUUCUAAAACUUAGAUAAUACAUAGAUGCAGGUUUUUCUUGUCAGCUAAUCGAUGUGGAAUCAAAAUAUGAUAGUCCUUUCACAUACCUUGUUAUUCUAACUCAUUGAAAGGUAAGCUUCUCUGUGUGUAUAGGGGAUAUCCAAAAAUAUUUAUCAUAAGUCAAACUAUAUACUAAAAACUACAGUAAAUAUUUAAAGCUGAAAUAAUACAUUACAGUUGAACACAGGUGGCAUUAAAAUAUAAUAAAUGUAAUGUCUGCCCAUUACAAAUGAUUGACUUUUGGGAGGAAGCUGAUCUUUAUCAUUGAGUUUGGGAGAUUUGCUGUCAUGUUGAAUCUUUAACACAAUUUUCCUCCUUUUCGCACUGCCACAGCAAGAUCUCCAUAUUUCUGACAAUGCUUCAUAUGCUGUACACCCUGCUUCUGAUUAUGGGCAGGUUUAGGCUGAGCUGGUUGUUGUCUGGGAAUGGAAAGAUUCAGAAACAGCUUUCUUUGUUGAUCUAAAGAAUCCAGUCCCUGUGAGAAUUAACAGGGUCCGACUCUGAAGUUUAGGCCAGAGAGCUCUGAGUGUUUUAUACUCAGUCUUACAAAUCUUCUAUUUUAAGAUUUUUCUUUUACCUGCUGUAUAAUUCCACCUGGGUGUUUUUGUUUACUGGAGAGGGGAUACACAGCUCAGUACUGUAGGUAAUUACAGCUAUAAGGCCAUAGGAACAGAAGUAGGCUGUUCGCCCCAUCAAAUCUGCUCAACCAUUCAUGGAAAUCAUGGCUGAUGAUAAUCCACAACUUCAUGUCAUUUCCCCAUAACCUUUGAUUCCCUAAUUGAUUAAACAUAUAUCUUAGACAUGAAUAUAUUUCUGAUUCAACCUCAACAGCCCUCUGUGGUAAAGUGUUCCACAGAUUCAUGACCCUCCACAUUUCUGUCUUAAAUGGGUGAUGCCUUGCUCUGAGAUUGUGCUCUCUGGACUUUGUUUUCACUUGUGAGAGAGAGUCUAAGUAUCAGCAUCUACCCUGACAACACCCUAAAAAUCUUGUGUGUUUCAAUAAGUUCUCCUGUCAUUCUUCUAAACUCCAAUGAGUACAAUGUACUCAACCUCCAUUCAUAAGUAAAACCCUUUGUACCCGGAAACAACCAAGUGAACCUAUUAAGAAAGGAGGGAGGCAAAAAGCAGGUAACUGCAGGAUGAUUAGCCUAACAUCUGUACUUGGGAAAGUAUUGGAAUCAGUUAUUAUGGAUGUAAUAGCAGAAAGUUUGGAAAAUUAUAAUCUAAUCAAGCAGAGUCAGCAUGGCUUCAUGAAAGGAAAUCAUAUCUAAUUUAUUCGAGUUUUUUGUGAAAGUCUCAAUCAGAAUUGGUAGAGGGGAACUAGUAGAUGUGUUGUAUUUGGACUUCGCGAAUGCAUUCAACAAGGUACCUCACAAAAGGUCAGGUCAUAAGAGCCUGGGGUGUUAGAGGUAGUAUAUUGUCAAGGAUAGAGAAUUAGUUAAUGGGCAGGAAACAGCAAGUGGGGAUAAGGGGUUCUUUCUUAGGUUGGCGUCCCAUGACCAGGGAUCAGUGCUAGGAGCACAACUGUUAACAAUAUAUAUUAAUGACUUGGAGGAAGGAAGUGAAUGUACUCUAACCCAAUUUGCAAACAACACAAAAAUAGGUAGAAAGGCAGGUUGUGAGUGGUAUACAGACAGUUUACAGAGAUAAAUUAAUAGGUUAAGUAAAUUGGCAAAUGUAUAAUCUAGAAACAUAGAUUAUUGGAAGGGAAAACAAAGAAUAAAAUCUUAUUCAAAUGUAUAAAAAUUGCAGAAAGUUGCAACACAAAAGGACUUGUUGGUAUUUGUACAUGAAACACAGAAAGCUAGUACAUAGAUGCAGC
Molecule: messenger RNA, 4424 nt
Organism: Chiloscyllium plagiosum (whitespotted bambooshark)
Lineage: Eukaryota; Metazoa; Chordata; Chondrichthyes; Orectolobiformes; Hemiscylliidae
Gene: gnao1a
Product: guanine nucleotide binding protein (G protein), alpha activating activity polypeptide O, a
Biological process (GO): G protein-coupled dopamine receptor signaling pathway; adenylate cyclase-modulating G protein-coupled receptor signaling pathway
Cellular component (GO): cytoplasm; heterotrimeric G-protein complex
Molecular function (GO): GTPase activity; G-protein beta/gamma-subunit complex binding; G protein-coupled serotonin receptor binding
Source: RefSeq, a predicted model, not a curated record